Molecule: messenger RNA, 837 nt
Organism: Neopelma chrysocephalum (saffron-crested tyrant-manakin)
Lineage: Eukaryota; Metazoa; Chordata; Aves; Passeriformes; Pipridae
Product: erythroblast NAD(P)(+)--arginine ADP-ribosyltransferase-like
Molecular function (GO): NAD+-protein-arginine ADP-ribosyltransferase activity; NAD+ poly-ADP-ribosyltransferase activity
Source: RefSeq, a predicted model, not a curated record
GAUGACCAGUACCGGGGCUGCCGGGACAGAAUGUUUAAUGCGCUGCCGAAGCUCAACCGCUCCGAGUUUGUCCCCAACAGUGUCUACGCCAAGGUUUGGGCCAAGGCCACCACCCAAUGGCGCAGCCGCCCCUUCCCAGGGUGCUGGCUGCAGCCAGAACAGGCCAUUGCCCUCCUGGCAUACACGAUGAAGGACCUGUACGAGGAAUUCAAUGCUGCCGUGCGCGUGGCCGGGCGCUCCCGCCAGAUCUACCUGCGCACCUUCCACUUCAAGGUGCUGCAUUUCCUGCUGACCACGGCCCUGGAGGACCUGCGGGCUGCCCGGCCUCAAGACACCUGCCUGCACGUGUACCGGGGGGUCCGAGGGAUCCGCUUCACUGCCCAGCCCGGAGACAUCGUCCGCUUUGGCCAGUUCACCUCUGCAUCUCUGAAGAAACGGGUGAUCAAGAGGUUCGGCACCGACACGACAUUCGAGGUGCUCACCUGCCACGGCGCCAAAAUCCGGGACUUCUCCGAGCACCCUAAGGAGGAUGAAGUCCUCAUCCCGCCCUUCGAGUCCUUUAAUGUCACCAGUGUCACCCGCCAAGGGGCCAAAACCAACAUCAAGCUCCGCUCCCACGGCAUGAAGAGCAAAUACAACUGUGCCUUCUUCUCAGGUGACAUCCCUGGGGUGGGGACACCCGUGGAGGGCUGUGGGGACAGGGUGGGGGUGGCACCAGGGCACCGGCUCUGCUGGGACAGGGGGGUCAGUGGUGGGGCAGGGGAUGGGUGGUGGGGCUUUGGGCAUCACACAGCUCCAGCUGCUCUCCUGGGAUGGGAUGGGAUGGGAUGGGAUGGG